AGCAGCGGAGUAUGAUACCUCCCAUUCUUCCCUUCGACAAAGGUUUCCUUACUAGUAACAUCUCCAAUUAACCCGCAUGUCAUUUUCAAUGAUCGAAGUGCGCUGCUAAUAUAAACAAAAUGGUUUAAAAGCAUUUAAGGUUUCGAAAACACGCCCGUUGUUUUAUUGCUGCACCGAGCGUUCGUCGUCAUGUGGAAGUGCCACAAAUGCGGAAAACCCGUUUACUUCGCUGAGCGUAAACAGUCUCUGGGUUAUGAUUGGCAUCCGGAAUGUCUACGAUGUGAAGAAUGUGGCAAACGAUUAAAUCCUGGGCAACAUGCAGAGCACAAAGGUGUGCCUUAUUGCCAUGUUCCCUGUUAUGGAGCACUGUUUGGACCCCAACUAUUCGGUCAUGGUACGAGAGUGGAGUCACAUACAAGUUUUGGAAAAAAGGAAAGUCGACCAUCAUUACCAAGGUCUCACUUAGAAUCGAAGCUGAAAGUUUUUAACCAAUAUUACGAAGGCAAAAGUGGAGGGAUUCGAAGUCGUGAGGUCAAUGGAAGAUUGAUAUUAGAAGGUGCACUAAGAAUUUAUUGGGGAGUUCGUGGUGUGAUUCAUUUAAAGGAAGAUGACGAUCAACGCACAGUAGUUACUGCACGAAAUAGAAAUUCAUGUAGACACAGCGUUUCUGAGGAUAUUGAGGACGAGGAUAAAGAGGAUGAACUGUCUCAAAGCACAACAGAUAGCAGUGCAGAGAAUAACGUAAAAUCGGUUCCAACGUCUCCAGAUCACUUAAAGAGUCUCACUUUACCUAUGAAGCUGGAUGUCAAAAACAUGGAAUGGGAUGAGCUAGACGAACUCUUACAGGUCGAACGAAAAGUCGAGGAUGGCAAUAAAUUGUACCAGACGAUGCCCGAGAAUCUUCCGUCGAUAAGUUCGCAAUCCAGCGUGGAUACGCCACCGCUCUCGUCGCAAUCAAGUCUCGAUCGAUCAGACUCCCGCGAGAACUCGGAAACGAGCAGUCCUAAUCACCAGACUACUAGCCGAGAUAACGAUAGCAGCGUGAACAGCACACCGACGCACAGCUUAGGUAGUUCUUCCAGUACAGACACGCCCGUCUGUAAUUCUUCUAAUCGAAAUGGUACGCUUCGAAGAGUAGAGUACUUUGACAGCUUGGACAAGAACGCCUCGAGUAAUAGAUCGAUCAGCACCGACGACAGUUGGAUCGAGAAGGGUCUGAAUCGUUCGUUGUCUGGUCCAGACUGUCUACAGAGACACAGAACUGACAGCGAUACGGAUUCGGUGAAUUCUUUGCAGUUUAGAGAAGAUGAUAAUAUGACUAUGUCUACAGACAGCGGAUUAGAGUUGGAUGGCGUCGUUCUGCGUCGUAAGCAAGGCUCCACCGCGAUCAGACGACGUCCAGGCGGCAGGCGUCAAUCGCGAAACCGAUUGCGACGUCGUUGCUCGAUCAACGGUCAUUUUUACAAUCGGGAGACCAGUUUUUUCACACCGCCUCAUGGUUCACAGAUGUCCGUCUGGGUGACGAGUCUAGUAAACACCCAGGAAGUCAUCAAUCUUAUGCUAGACAAAUACAAAGUCGAUGCUAAAUCCGAUAACUUUGCAUUGUUUGUUGUACGCGACAAUGGUGAACAAAGAAGAUUGAGGGAAGACGAGUAUCCCUUGGAAGUAAGAGUAGUCUUGGGUCCACAUGAAAACGUUGCGCGAUUGUUUCUGGUUGACAAGUUGUCCACGCCCGAAAUCAGCUCCGACGUUGCGCAGUUUCUCAAUCUGUCCCUAGCGGAAUGCCACGGCAUAUUGCAACGCUAUCACUACGAAGAGGAACGUCAAAUUCUCCUUUUGAAAGAAAAAUACAAAGAGAUGCGAAGAAGAAUAAAGCAGAGAAUGGAGGAGCUAAAAGUCCGAUUAUAGGUAGAAUGAUAAAUGGACGUACCCAUUGAUAUCCACACGGUGGAUUAUUUUUAUACGCUUAAGAUACUUUUUGGUGCAAAAUAUUUGCGCGACUCGAAUCUACAAUACCACGACGUAUGGAUAUGUACUACAGUAACAUGACACAAUUUAUGACAAGGCAUUUCUGAAAUCUAUAAUAUCAUACGAUAUACAUUUGCAUUUUAAGCUUUAUUUGUAGCUUAACACUUCGUUGUUACUUUUUUUUUUUAAGUCUGUUGCAUUUAUCUAUAUGUCUUAUAUGUACGUAUAUAAUUUAUAUGUACGAUAGCAAUAGUAACUAGUACGAAUUGGACAAAGGGAUCGAAUCUCUAGUGAUUCUAUAUGAAAGUUUUGCUUAUCAAGUCGAUGAUAAUAUUAUGUGAUAGACGUAACAUGAAACAUGUUAUUUUUUAGUUUCGAUACAGUUUUUUGAGCGUUUAAAAUUAACGAAAAAAAUGCAGAAAUAUUUUUUUUUAUAGUAUAGGCGAUUGAAAAUUCGAACAAUGUUCAUAUAAAGUAGUUAUUGCUUAUAAAAUUAUAAUGAUAAAGAAUUAUUCAAUGUUUCUCUGCGCGAAACGAUAUUUAUAAUUACGUAAAACUCGUACUUUCACGAUGAAUAGAAUAUUGUGUUUUAUCGUAAUUUUUCAGCAUUCCGCUAUCUCGAUGAAGUGAUAAAACGCGAUGAAAACAUAUUUUUCUAUCGGUUUUUAAAGGAGAUCCGUUUAUCGAAUGAAAUGUCAUUUUUAUCGAAAAAAAAAAUCGAUGAUAAUAACUGUUAAGAAUUCAAAGUCUUCUAUCCUUUGCAUGUCUACGUGGCUCGGAUAUAACUAAUAUACAUGUUAUAUUAUACAUUUUCCAUGCAUUAUUGUUGUCAGAUACUCUGAUAUCGCAAUACGAGACUAUUGUUAUGUGAAACAAAUUGCAGGGCGCAAAACAAAAUGUCGCAUGUAGCAAUUAAUCGUCGGAACAUUGUAACGCGCCGCGGAUUCAUAGAAUCGCCGUUUCAAGCUAGUCAUGUUUCACGUUUAGUCACUGAUAUCCGAUUGUAUCCAUCCCAUUUUCAACUGGAGGCCAAAAGUAACACACGCUGAGCCACGUGUACGUACAUUAUAUGAAAUGUAUAUGCUCUCGAUCUGCCAGUUUAGAACAAUAAAUAAUAAAAACGCCACGGCGCGUAAUGAAGAUAUAUAAUAAUAACAACAUUUAUGGUGCAUUUACAAAGAUGUGCUACAAGAUAUAAUAAUCUCUAGAUUGUAGGCAGCUUUUGCUAGAGUAAACAAAUCGCUAGUAAGAAAAAUGUAAUCUUUAUGUAAUGUAUCAUUUAAUAGAAUAGAUCACAUUAUUGCGACGCUAGAAUAAGUUCGUCAGUUCGCGCCAAUUAAUCGUUUUCUACUGCUGAUAGAUGGAUAGAUAUAUGUAGGCGUACAUAUUUUUCCGUACGCCGAUAAUAGCUAGCUGAAAAUACUCUAUAACCAUGACAUAGUCUGGAACUCUGGAAAAAUAACAAAUUACUAAAAAUAAAUAUCUGAGUAUUAAAUAUUGUAAAAAAAAGUCGAUUGAAUUGAAAUGAAUCAUGUAAUAUCGUUGACAGAAUAAUAAAGAGAUAUGGUUUCUUCUUCUA
This is a messenger RNA of Linepithema humile (Argentine ant), 3547 nucleotides long. RefSeq names its product Ras association family member (gene Rassf). NCBI's taxonomy places the organism in Eukaryota, Metazoa, Arthropoda, Insecta, Hymenoptera, Formicidae. The record is from RefSeq and is a predicted model, not a curated record. Gene Ontology annotation, biological process: signal transduction.